This is a messenger RNA of Vollenhovia emeryi, 4524 nucleotides long. RefSeq names its product protein lin-54 homolog. Bases 299 to 2752 code for a protein of 817 amino acids. Gene Ontology annotation, biological process: regulation of DNA-templated transcription. Gene Ontology annotation, cellular component: nucleus. NCBI's taxonomy places the organism in Eukaryota, Metazoa, Arthropoda, Insecta, Hymenoptera, Formicidae. The record is from RefSeq and is a predicted model, not a curated record. The transcript has 12 exons.
UGCCAGCUCGUUACUCGUCGACCCGUUCAAUCUUCGCCCGCGUAAGCGCGAGAAAUGUCGCGGCGAUUGGCAAAGUGCGCGAAACCGUGUCCGCGUCCCGUCCCCGCCUCGCGAUAACAUCCGUCCCGCCGUCGUCACGCACGGCCCGAUCGGCCCGGCCGGCCGCGCUAUCGCCGCGUAGCCGCUCGUUUUCCCCAGCCGCAAUUUUCACACGCGACGGCGGUGCACUGUGGGCCAGCAAUGGUGGGCGCGUGAUUUUGAACAAUUCGACCUAUCGAAGGAACGCGCAGGUCUUACCAUGUCUGCAAAUAAAGGGCAGAACGCGAGGGCACUGGUGGAGCCGCUGGCUCUGGACUCGCGCACCCUGGGCGACAACGAUCUCAGCGCGCUGAGCCUGUCCCACGGCGGCGAGCAGUACACGUCCAACGACUUCGAGGAGUUCGCCAACAUUCAGGCGGAGCUGGAGUGCAUGAACUCCGAGGGGGUGAUGGACGACGAGCGUAUGAUCGAGCGGAACGUUGAGACUGAUACGAUAGUACCUGAUGUCGAGAUGACCGAGAUCGCCGAGCGGGUGCAGACGGUACAGGCCGAGCACGUUUACACAAUGGCGAGUCAGAACAGCCAGAACAUCGUGUUCCAGACCAAGCCGACCCUGCAGCGGGUGCCGGUGUCGACGGUCCAAAUGAAGCCGAGCGUCCAGACCACGCAGAGCCAGUCGAUCAUGAUUGUGUCUCCCGCGAGCGGACAGGGCACCAGCCAAAUCCUCAAGAUAUCCCACCCGCCGACGGCCUCCGCCGAGCAGCUGCAGUCCCUAGCCCAGACUCUGAUCACCGGCAAGUCCGCGGACGGUAGCAUGGUUCAGCUGAGGACCACUCAGCCCGCCAAGUCCGUCGCGACGACCAACGCCUCCGGGAAUAUCACCAUCAGUAAUAUGAACGUCAAGAUCUCGCAGCCGCCGGUGAAACGGACAACGCAGACCGUAUCGCAAGGGCGCAAUGUGUACACGAAGAUGAUAUUGACUGGAAAUCAGCCGCAGUCUGGUACUCAGCAGGUUCUCAUUACGAGCUCGCAAAGCGAGAACCAGCCGACUCAGGGGAUCAAAUUCCUCAACAAUACCUCGUCUAAUUACGGCAACCCGGCGAAAAACAUCACAUUGGCACAGAUGGGUAUACUCUCCAACAAGCAGCACAUUUUGCCGUCAUCCUCGCCGAAGCAGGGUAUGAUACUCAACAAAUUGCUGCAAUCGUCAACGUCUCAGCCAUCGAAAGUAACCAUAGUGCCGGCGAAUACAGCAAAAUCACCCACGAAGAUUCUGCCUGCGCCGACCAUGAGUCUUCAGGCCAAGUCCUCGACGACGAAUCAGCAGCCCAUAUUCGUUACGGCCAAAUCAUCCACGCAGCAAAAUCCGCAGAAAGUCAUCAUCAGACAGGGUUCUCUGAAACCUGGCAACGUACUUGGAAGUGGACAAGUCAUUAGAAUACCUGCUAACCAGAACAUUGUGACCGGAUCGAAUCAAGUCCAUCAAAUUCAGAUGUCCGGAAGACAAGUGCAAUAUGUGAGAUUAGUUAGUACCCCUUCGACAGGAUCUACCAAUGUCGUUACCGUCGGCAAAUCAAAGGCCAGCACAACACUUCAGACUGUAGGCAUCGGUCAGAAAAUAGGAAAUCAACAACAAAUUGUGAAGGUUGUGCCGCUGAAUACCGGAAGUCAGUCUUUGAGAACUGUUGCGCCGAAGGUAACGCUGACGAGCGGCGGCCAAAAGUUGAUCAUACCUGCGACGGCUACUGCCACAGCAACUGUCGGCGGUCAGUCGAAGAAUGCGGUGGCAAUCCCUGCGUCGGCGUUGAGCCAAUUAGCAUCGGGACAGGCGGUUCUGUCGACCAGUCCGAAUGUUGGAAACAUCGUUGUUUUACCUGCUCAAUAUAUCCAACAACAGUCGACAGAUGAGACAAAAUUGAAAUCCCACCAAACAACGCCAGGUCUCUUAGGAAGUUCACAAAGUUCUACAGCGACUUUUUGCGUGAUUGAUGGAAAGAAUUCCCAAAGAGGCGUUUAUGGCAACGUGGAGCCGAACGGCAUUAGGCCAAGAAAACCAUGUAACUGCACCAAGUCCCAGUGUCUUAAGCUUUAUUGCGAUUGCUUUGCAAACGGUGAAUUUUGUCACAUGUGCAAUUGCAAUAAUUGCUCAAACAAUCUUGGAAACGAGGAAGAGCGACAGCGCGCAAUUAAAUCCUGUUUGGAGCGCAAUCCUAAUGCCUUUCGACCUAAAAUCGGGAAAGGCCGUGAGACUGGCGAGGAUAUAAGGAGACAUAACAAAGGUUGCAAUUGCAAACGUAGCGGUUGCCUUAAAAAUUAUUGCGAAUGUUACGAGGCAAAAAUUCCGUGCUCUGGAAAUUGUAAGUGUAUAGGUUGUCGCAAUAUUGUGGAUCCAAUUUUACAGAAGAAAUCUCUAAAGGACCUGGUGGAAGCAGCCGAAGUCAAAACGACUCAGCUUAGUCUAAAUAAGGCGCAGCUACAGUUGUCCGAGAUGGCGUUUAGACCUCCUGCAACAUCCAACACUGGCACAAGACAACCAUUCAAUUUUCUGACGGAGAAGGUAGUAGAGAUAACAUGCCAAUGCUUAAUGGCGCAAGCCGACGAGGCGGAACGCAAUAUGUUUGACGACGAGACAUCGCAGCGUCUCAUCAUCGAGGAGUUCGGCCGAUGCUUGCAAGAGAUCAUCGAGUCGGCGCACAAAGCUGAAGCUACUUAGCAGGUGCACUUGCGAUAUUCGCAUAUAUAUUGUAUAAUUUUCAUUUGUCAUUAUUGAUUAUGAGAUUGGAAUAUAAAUAAAGAUAGUAUAAUGUGUGUUGGUACCAAAGACGUUAUAUCACACAAGAUGCGAGAGGUCUUGAGAACUUUUUGAACUCAAACACAUUAUUCUUUAAGCGCCUUUUAAAGCGAGUCUGCGACGAAUAACUCCGCGCGUGAAUUUGCUUCCGAGUAAUAUAUGGGAAUGAUAUAAGCUAUAAAGGAGCGAGUCGCUCUCACUUUUGGACUAAGAACAAAAAUGACAAUUUUAUAAUUUAUACAUCGGUGUAAGGUGUUUUUGCUGUGCUUUAAAAAUUAAUAAUCCGUUGACUUUUUAAUUUCAAAUAAAGUAAAAGAUUUGUCGAUUUGCUGACAAAUGAGGGUUCUUUUAAUUUUAAACCUUUCUUAAACAGAUGUAUGUCACACAUGUUUGUAAACGAGAGGCGAUAGCUCACCUUGCAGUUCAAUUGCUUGAUCAUUACCAUUUAACAAAUUUACAGUGUUCAGAGAGGAUAAAUAUUUCGUGAAUUUAUCUCGUCAAUUUAUCAGUUGUAUUUCAUAUAUUUUUAGAGAUAAAUCGUUAUAUUUGCGAAAUAAUAUAUAUUAGAUGCUAAAAUUAGAAUUAUUAUAGCAGAAAUUUCACCGAUCCAUAUAUACUUUCCUUUAUAGUUUAUUUAAUCGCAAAGAAGAGAAGUGUCUACAAUGCUUUAAAUCACAGUUGUUACAUAAUAUCUUAACUAACAAUAGUACAAAUAUAUAAUUUUCUUGUGUGUCUCAGAACAUACAUAAAACAAUAAUAUUAGUAAUGUUAAUACGUCAACAUUAUUAAUAUGACAUAACAACUGCGACUGUAGCUAUAUAGUAUUUCUCUUCUUCUAAUUGUAUAUUAAAAAGUCUUUAUAUAUUAUUUUCCACCGUAUAUCCUUAUUUAAUUGUGAAUAUUAUUAGGUGUCUUAACAGCACUAUAGGUAUCGAAUAAAGCUCUACUUUCAGUAAAAGGUACUUGAUAUUACAUACGAAAAAUUAUGUUAUUCGUUAAUACUCUUAAAACUUAAUUCAUUCUUAGUUUUCAAUAGCUUGUAACUUAAGUUUAUUGACGGCUCGAUUGUCGAUCGAAACAAACGACGCCAUUUAUUUAGACUAUAAGAGAAAAUAUACGAUGUUUGAAGCACCCUGUGUUACAUACAAGUGUUUAUAUAUACACAUAUACAUCCACGUAUAUGUAUAUGUAUAUAUAUAAUACGCACACACGUCUAUUUCUCCAAUAAAAAUUCCACGAUCGAAAGUGCAGCUGCAGUUUAUAUAGUUAUAUUUAUAUUUCACAUUAUAUUAUAUGCAUUGCGAUUAAAAUGUACAGUACGUCAAAAUCGCCUCUGUUGAUUCGUCUGCGUCCACCAGGAAUAUUACUAUUUAAAUUCUGCUCUGAUAACUUGAGAAACGAUUUAUUACUCUUUAAUCGUUUUUUCCCCCCCUCCCCACUUCUCUCUUGAUGUUCAAUAUUUACAUAAGAAUAUUUUAACACGUUACGAUCCGCGUAACCUUAAGUUACUGGCAAUAUACUAAUGAUAAUGAGUCUGUUGGUAGAUUACAAAAUGUUAAUCCUCGAAAUAUCAAAUUAGGGAGUAAGAGAUUUUUAAUUAUAUGUAAUAUUUUUCCUAUAUGCGCACGUGUGGCGUAUAUAAUGUAAGAUGUAUCGCAAAGAAGUCUUGUUAUUAAAAGCUAUAGUAUUAACAA